Messenger RNA from Aphanomyces invadans, 1829 nucleotides. RefSeq lists its product as hypothetical. The transcript has 9 exons. The record is from RefSeq and is a predicted model, not a curated record. NCBI's taxonomy places the organism in Eukaryota, Oomycota, Saprolegniomycetes, Saprolegniales, Verrucalvaceae. Bases 21 to 1541 code for a protein of 506 amino acids.
CUUUCACAUUGACGGGGACCAUGCGGUUCGGAUCGGCGGCACUUUGCGCGUUUUUCUGGCUUGGGAAUGCCGCUGAUGCAUGCCGCGACGUCGCGACGAAAGGAUUACCUGUAAAUUGGGUGUGGCUUGGUGCGCUCACCAGCAACUCCAUACGCCUUCGCACGUCGGUGACGUUUGUCGACCCAGGAUGCGACCCCACCAAAUUGUCGAUGUGGGUGACCCAGGAUACUGAGUCGACGUCGCAUCUGCGAUUUCCCGGCUCGUCGCAAUCCAUGUCGUCCACAACCUCAAUCUUCGACUUCCACGCCACGGGCCUAACUCCGGGUGCUUCCAUUGCGUACGAGAUUCGUUAUGACGAGUCAACGGUGGUGAAGCGAUCGGCGCGGUCAGUUCGCCUUCCACCGUCGCCUGGCGCGCCCGUGUCCUUCAAAUUUGCCUUUUCAUCAUGCGCCGACGAGGAUUCGGAUCCUGAGGUGUUUCAGCAAAUUGCAUCGCACGAUCCACAGUUUUUCGUCCACAUGGGUGACUUGCACUAUGCAAAUCUAGAAGUGAACGACGUCAAUGCGUUCCGAGGCGCGUACGAGUCCAUGUUUGCGUCUCCCGCGGGACAGGCCAUGCUCAAAAUGGAGUUGCCGAUGGCAUAUAUGUGGGACGACCAUGACUUUGGCCCCGACAACUCGGACAGCACCGCGCCAGGUCGUCCCGCUUCCUUGCUAGCGUACCGGGAAUACGUGCCACAUUACCCCCUCCAUCGCCCAAACGACCCGCUAGACACGAUUCAGCAAGUGUUUACGAUCGGCCGCGUGCGAUUCAUCGUCACGGAUUUGCGGUCACAGCGCACUCCGAACGACGCGCCCGACGUGCCGUCCAAGACAAUCUUGGGAGCCGAUCAAAAGCAGUGGUUCAAAGAUCAAGUUCGAGCCGCAACGACGUCGACAGACGUGGGUUUGAUUGUGUGGGUAAACACGAUGCCAUGGAUCGACGACGAGCGAAAAUGGGGACACUUUACCCACGAACAGAAAGACCUCGUGGCGUUCUUUGCCACACAAGAUCUGGUGUCCGUCCCGUUGGUGAUUAUCAGCGGGGACGCGCACAUGCUCGCAGUUGAUGACGGAAGCAACAGCCCUGGCAACAUCACGACGUUCCACGCGGCCGCCAUGGGACGACCAGGGUCUGUCAAAGGAGGGCCGUACAGCCAUGGGGCGAUUCCUGGGUCAGGGCAAUUUGGACUGUUGGACGUUCACGACGUCGGUGAUCGCAUUUGUUUAAGAUACAGUGGUCGACGAGGCGCCACCGAAAUGUUGGCGUACGACACGUGCCAGCCAUCCGUUCCUGGCUCGUAUACGCCGUACACCCCACCGUCGAGACCUGUGCGAGUGAUCAUGCGGGCGCUAAAGAAGGCAUUGUCUCGACUCGAGAAGAAAUGGAACGCGGUGAGUCCGUCCCAUCUCGUCGCGUGGGCGGCAUUGGUCGCGUGUGUCGUGGGGAUUAUGUCGUGGCGCCGUCAACAUCGAUCAGCCCAGAAAGUGAAACACAAGUAAUCCAAGGAAUCACGCGAAUACACUUGCCAUGACAAAACGUUAUUCUGGCAACCGAUCACGACUUGCCCCAUUCACCACCAACGAUACCACACCGAGGGCAUGCAGUAGCGGCUCAAAUCCGAUGGCAAACUCGACGUACUGGAGGUUGUUCUGCUGGUCAAAGCUGAAGCAGAGCACGGAAUCGUUGGCUAAGUGGGCAUGGCGCUCCAGCUUGCCAUUGCUACUCAUGAACAAGCACCCGUUGCCACAACAAUCCUUCAGAGAAAAGCCGUGUGCGGACCGUACCGA